AUGACAUCAUUUGGAGCAACAAAAAUUGUUCAUAAUGAAGAUGGACGUAAUUUUGAAUCUACAUUCAAGAUUCAAGGUCAAGUUUACCACCAAAUUGGUUCAUUGCUUCCAAUGCCUGAUGCUGAUCCAAAAUUCUUACAAAUUUAUUUUAUGGGUGAUGAGGAGCAACAAACCCAUACGCGCUGUGUAUACAAUCAUACGGAGCAAAUGGAGGAACGAGAAAUUGUGGACAUUUUGGAAACGUUUUUUCUAAACCAUAACCAAUUGUUACGAUUGUUCAAGACUCUUUCUAACAGACUGGAAUACGACAACUACGUCAUUGUUAUUAAAGCAGACAAAGUGCCCCAUGGAGAGCACGCAGGCACAUAUAAUGUUCCAACUCUUAAUGAAGUUGCAGUUGUUAUGGCUGGUGAUCCAUGUGAACGUCGAGAUAUUCGCAUACAACGCAGAGAUAACACGAUGCAAAUAAUUCAAGACAAUCAUCGUUCUUAUGAUGCACUGCAAUAUCCGUUGAUAUUUUGGGAAGGAGAAGAUGGAUAUCAUUUAAAUAUUAAACAACGGAAUCCAACUACAGGUGAAGAACUGAUCAAGAAAGUUAGUGCGAUGAACUUCUACGCAUACCGGUUGAUGAUUCGUGCUAAUGAAGAAAAUCACAUUCUCCGAUGCAGACAGCUAUUUCAUCAGUAUGUAGUCGAUAUGUAUGUUAAAAUCGAAAGUGAGAGGUUACG
Molecule: messenger RNA, 728 nt
Organism: Homalodisca vitripennis (glassy-winged sharpshooter)
Lineage: Eukaryota; Metazoa; Arthropoda; Insecta; Hemiptera; Cicadellidae
Exons: 2
Source: RefSeq, a predicted model, not a curated record